AUGGAGGCCCUCUUACCUUCCCUUAUCUUCCCCUCCCUUCCCUCUUUCUCUUUCUUUCUUUCUUUCUUUUUUGCGUUCGUUGCACUACUCCCUACAGACAACAUACCUUCACUAACUGACCUGCAAGCACUUGCCCAGCAAGUGGAGAACACCGAGCUUACUGAAGAAGACAUCGAGAAAACGCUCAUUCCUGAGAGUAAGAGGCAACACAAGUACACAAUCAAGCUAUGGAUAGAGUUCUCGGAGAAGGUCCUGGGUAUACAUCUACAGGAAGACGCACCCUUUCCAGAGCCUCCACCAGCAAACCACAUCGCGCUAUUUCUUACCUGGUAUACUCGUACAAGCGUCGGGUUGAUUAACGAGAAGAUCAACGACACAACGAUCAAAAACCGUCUUCGAUGUCUUAAACGAGCCAUUCGACUAUUUACCAGCCACAGUUACAGUAGAGCCGACAACAGCCAGUUUACACAACUUAUUAAGAACGAUCUUCUUCAAACCGAAAGGUUAUCAACAAAGGCGUACAAUAAGCCUCUAGCACCUAUAAAUAAAGACUCGAAUAAAGGAUUGCUUUAUCGCGAUGUGAAGCUGCUUUGGGAUGAAGAUGAAGGAAAGUUCGUGCUACAUGUACAUCUACGGAACCGUAAAGGCCACAGGCAUAACCAUAAGCAGGGCUCAAAGGUAUUUCUCGACGAGGACAAGGGAAAUCGCGCGAUGUGUCCGGUCACAUACUUCCUGGCGCUUACACUAGCGGAUGGUAUCUUUAAAGGCUACAAAACACUUUUCGAUAUCCAGUCUAAGAUGCCGUCCCCUGGCAGUUCCAUUCGCGAAUUUCCUUAUCACGGAUCGAUUUCACCGAUAAGAAUACUAAGCUACUUUGGCUUCCAUUGGAUGAUUCGAAGCUUGGGUGAGAGAGCAGGCUACAAGGACAAACUAACUGCAUACUGUUUUCGCCGUGGUUAUGGGAAUGCUAUUGACAAAAUUGCCACAACUGCUCAGAGAGUGCAGGCGAUGGGGCAUUCUGACGAUCAUGUGUUCCAGGCCUAUCUCUCCUCCAUGAUCGGGAUCGAUUCGCAGAAUAUUAUUUUUGGGAGAGAUCAGCGGAUGGACCUUAUCAACAAACACAGUUCGAUGAUGCUCCACCGAAACCUACUAGCCCCUAUCCCUCCUAGAUCCCAGCUAGCAGAAACAAGUUCACCGAAUACAAGCCAAUACGAUUCGGACCUUCCACGCGACAAGCGGAGGUAUCUGCAGAGGAAAGCCUUCGAAGAAGAGCGGCGACAGUUCUUCCAAGGCGGGUCUACUGCGCCUACUAGAUCAAUACCGAUGGACGGUAUGCGCAAGCCCUCUCGAUACCUAAAGGCAUUAUUGGAAUCGGAGGCGGACCGCCAUGAAGCUGUGAUGCUUAUGUACCCAGACAUCAAGCCGGACGGCAAUGCGCUCGACCAGAGCGAUGAGGUCUUCGAGAGCUGCGAGACAACUGGAAUAAUGACUUCCACUCCAGAACCCCAAGGAGAUUGUUGUGUUUCGCUUGAGCAAAUAGUUCCUCCACUUCAGAGGAUCGCAAAUGGACAAAAACAAAAUUUGAACUAUUUAAACGCAGAAACCCUUGAGAAAAGAAAAGAUAAGUCUACUAAACUAGAAAAUCUCGUUCGACCACAUACAGAAGAUAAGAAAGUUAGCAGCAGGCCUACUGUCGCUAAUGAGCUUCUUUGGCCGACAGGAGAUCCAGGAAGCUCUACUCCGCCGCCAGAGCAGCACCGUGGAUAA
This is a messenger RNA of Bipolaris victoriae FI3, 1767 nucleotides long. RefSeq lists its product as hypothetical. The transcript is spliced from 8 exons. Lineage: Eukaryota; Fungi; Ascomycota; Dothideomycetes; Pleosporales; Pleosporaceae. The coding region runs from base 1 to 1767 and encodes 588 amino acids. The record is from RefSeq and is a predicted model, not a curated record.